UGUGGGUACGUUGCUGCAUUGACAGCCAUCUUGGAUUUGUUGAUCUUCCGACAUAACUUUUGAAUGUCAGAUUAGAGCAAAUUGUCAAGUCCCUAGAUAAGUAAAUGCAACUAGAAACAGAAUUAUUUUAAGUUUACCCUUAAGUCAGAAUGAUGAGCGGUAUAGAUAACAAAAAAGCAAAGCGUAGAAAGGUGAAAAAGGGUGCUGUCACCAAGGCCGCAACACCAACCAAAUCUCUGACAAACUCUGAGAUCCCAUUGACUAGAGCCGAAUUAACCGGAGAGUACUCGGGCGAAACCAGAAGCGCUUCUGAACAGUUUGAUCAAGCUUUUAAGAACCUAGAGAAGACAAUGGAUGCACAUGAUGAGGAGAGUGCCCUCAAGAUGUUGUUAUUUCCUCGAGGAUCAAAUCCAUUCCUAGACCGUGAACGCUGUCUUCUCUGUAACUGUGAGAGAACAGACCCACCAGAAGCUGAGGCACUCAAAUCUGAUUCUCCAGAUAACCAGUCACUAGAGAAUAAUCCUCUUGCACAGUUACCUCUGUGGGUAUGUCCAUCAUGUAGGAAAGCUGCUGACCAAGAGAUGGAGAAGAAACCUUCCCUAGAACAAUUCUUGGACACAGAUGGGGAAUCAUUUCUACCAGAUAUCAGUAUAAAAUCUGGCUCGGAGCCAACUACGCCAAACGGCAGUAUUUGUACCUGUGAUGCUUGUACGGAGAGACGGUAUAUAAUGAUAGAAUCGGAACAUGAGUUAGAGACUGCAGCAUUACAACAGUAUUGGACAGAGUUACGAAAGGUUGUACGAUGUUUAUAUAGUAACCGUGACGAUAUUAAUACAGAUGAGCUCAAUACUAACAGAGUACCUGCUGAUGAUCAUGUCACAGAUCUAGUUCACAAAUUGUGCAGUCGAGACCCACAUCAAUUAUUUCUCCGCCUUGAGUCACAGGUUCGCGAGUUUGUGAUAGAAAUGAAAGUGAAACUGCUUAAACAAUUAAGUACAGGUUUCAAGACCCCUCCACAAGCAAAGAAAUUUAUAUCUCUAAUGUUAGAGGAAUAUGCUCAUUUAUGCAAAGUUGCUAGAAAAAUGGCUGGUCUUUUGAAAGAAUUGCAAAAUCACUUGAAGAGAUUUAAGGUAACAUGGGACCUUCACAAUAAGCAUUUAUUUCAGUCGAUUGUUUUCUCGGAACCUUCCAUCAAAAAUAGCCUCAAUCUGCUCAUCUCUCAACUCAGACUGGGUGCUGCCUCGAAGGAAUCUUAUACAGAAGACACAUAUCCUAAUCUGUUACAUCGUUAUCUUAAAUUUGAGGAUGAGAUGUCGGUAAUUAAUGUUGUCUGGAGAGAUUGUCAUCAACUUAUAGAAUCUUACAAUGAAGAACAGUCUGCAUUAAAGUUAAAACAAAAGAUGUUAAGAGAAGACUGGGAAUUCUUCAAAACUCAACGUAAACUGCUGGAACAACAAGUGUCCAAGAAUCCUAAAGCCUCACUCUCUCACAAUCUGGAAGCUCAGUUUACAGAGACAAUGAGAUUGAUGUUACAAGGUAACAAACCAUCACAAGAUGAGCUCACCUGUCCAAGAUGCAAUAGAAAAAGGUGUCCUUGUGAUGAAUGUACAAUAACUCACAUGAUAACUUGUGGUAUAAUCAACCCAGACGUGCUGGAUAGUUCUACAGCCCCCAAUCCACUGACAUCUCACCAUAAUGCCAACUUUAUGCAUGACCCUAAUCGUUACCGGAUAGACGUUAGUCCACCCUCUAUGUCUAGUACAACAUCUAGUAGUGGAUCUUCUAGUCCUAUAUUUGAUGUAGAACAUCUCAAAAGGCCUUUCUCUGAUGAUAGUAAUAGAAAUGAGGAGAUACAGGAAGAGAUAGACAAUCAAUCAUCUGACAAUGAUGAAGAUGAUGAUGAUGAUGGGGUUGAUGAUGAUGAAGAUGAUGAUGAUGCUGAUGAUGCUGACAAUGAGGAAGAGGCAGAUGCUACGGACAAGGACGAGUCAAAUAUCAAUGAUCUGCCUCUCACGGGUAUGGUAGAGAUAACUGGUAUACCUCAGCUAUCACUGGAGGAAGAAUUGAGAAGACAGGAGUUUGGCAAGGUGGAAAGCUGUAACUGUGAUCAUUGUGUCUCUCAGGCCAAACUGGAACACAUCAAACCUGAGGACAACCAAUGCCAGUGUCAUGUAUGUCUUCAGCAACAAGGGAAGGCAAUCUCAACUACUCUACCACAACACAUCCCCCCUAUUGUGCCGCGCCCCGGGGAGUUACAUCUCUAUCCGCAUAUCCAUGGCUCCACGGGGCUACACACUCUUGGUAGGGGAAGCGGACAUGUAAGACCAAUUCUACAACCAAACUUGUACGACCUUCACCUUCCAAAUCAGCGCCACAAAUCAAUUAUACAACAAACAAAGGUGCCUAUAAAAGUGGACUUUGACUGUCCUGAAGGUAUUAAUGAUCAUAUUUAUCAUGCCUAUGGUGACUGGGAUAAUACAACAUAUGAUCAUCCACGGUUAUUGCUGGGGUCAGGCAAGUUUGACAGCGAGCUGUUACCUCCUGCUCCAUUCUCCAGUCCAUAUACCUCCACUCUACUUACAGAACCCCUCAACAUACCCGGAAUGUUCAGUACAUCAUCGUCACUGCCUACUUCAGCAACGUCGAGUGCGUUUGUAUCGACGUUUGCCAAUCAUUCGUCAUCAGGGGCGGCCACUCAGGCAGCAACAAAAAUUACCGACAACCUCUCUGUGCUGACAACAAAGGAGUCCCUGGGUGAUCAAUUGCCUAGUAAACAUAAUCAGUGCUCAAACCAGCCAGCUCCAAUCCCCAACCACAAUCCACCAUGCUCUAGACCAGCUACUCUAGGAGGCAACAAUGCUCCCAAGGUUCCUGAGAAAGGGCACAGUCAACAUUGUAAGAAACAUAACAACACUCAGGGGAAUACAAAAUCAGGCUCGGUAAUGCCUCACAAUCACACUGGCAGUCAGUUGAAGAUGCAGGAGAUGUUACAGACAAAGGAAGGUCGUCAGAUGUUUCAUCAAUACACUAAUUCUCUCAAACAACAGUCAAACCAGAACAACCAAACGUGUACACAUGCCAAUAGCAACAAUAACAACAUAAGUAAACUAACCAACCACCAGGGUACCCUGCGUGAACCUCACACUGGUGCCGGGGGGACCGGGACUUGCCCUAAUUCCAUGCAGUUACCUACAUCGGUUAACAAUGUUAGCGUUGGUACAUCAACUGUUUGUACAGAGCCAGACUGUGAUGGGAAUCAUGACAACGACAGUUUUGAUGAUAAUUGUUCGGAGAAAAGUUCAUCAACGUCAAAUUCUACGAGUCAGAAAGAAGGCAAAUAUUGUGAUUGUUGCUACUGUGAAUUCUUCGGUCAUGGCAAUCCUCCUGUGGCCCCUACAAGUAAGAACUAUGCAGAAAUGCGAGACAAGUUGCGAUUACGACUCAAGAAAAAGGUAGAAACUGAGACUAAACCUGAUGGUGAGCAACCACCUAUAAGUUUAAAGUGUACUGGUCAUAUUCCUCAAGGGAAACCAGCUCCUGUACUUGUACCUGCGACCACCACCACGACCAUCACCCCUCCACCUAGUCAGUCAGAGGACCCGCUAGAAACAAAGGGAUUAGAUGAGCUGAUAAAGUUUAUCAAUGGAACUGAGGAGGAUGAUAAGAAACCAUUGAGUGCUAAAGCUGCCAAACGUGCCAGACAGAAACAGAGAAAGGCUGAGGAGAAAGCUCGACAGGAGGCGGAGCUAGUUAGAAAAGAACAAGAACGUGAGAGAAAGUUAAAGUUAGAGGAGGAACAAAGGAGACAGUUAGAGGAGGCUGAGAGGAGGAAAAAUGAGGCAAUGACAAAAAAACAACGUAAACAAGCAGCUAAACGUGCCAAGUCUUCCAGUAACAGUCCAACACCUCCUCCUGCUCUAUCAAAUAAUACAGAGAAAAAUUUCAAUAGUAACUCUGGAGAGGUUAAUAAGAACUUAAAGAAGAAAGGUAAACAUAAAGAUGACUUACCAACUUUACAAGUGAACAUAACAUGUGAGAUAGAGCACGGGUCGCAGCCAGUAUCCUCAUCCAAGUCAGUAACUAACAACAUACUAGCCAGUCAGAAUCCACUGAAAACAACUGCCCCAUCUAGCCGUCCCAGUACACAGGGAGGUCAUAUAAUUAGUACUCCGCCCUCCAUUGAUAAUCGUAAUAUCCUCAUGGCGAAACAAAACAAGAACAGAGAGCCAAUAAAAGCGCCACAUUUACCGGGGAAUGACACGUCAAAUACUGUGACGAUCAACUCGGAGCAUAUAGCUCAGAUUACCCGUCAGCAGCAAGAACUGCUGAAGAAGCAAACUCAGCAGCUUAUACAGCUGAAGCUGCAGCAAGAAGCCAAGAAACAGAGACAACUAGCAGCUCAACAACAACAACAGCAGCAGCAGCAACAACAACAAACAUGUCAACAACAACAACAGUCUGUACCUAAUGACAAAGGGAAGAAAGUUAAUAUCAAGAUACUGCCAAAUGAGAAACCGUCCCAAGGUCAACUGACACCACCAAUGGUAACAAGGAUUGCCUCAGAGAAACCCCAAGUGCAGCCAGUAAAGAAUAAUGUAAAAAUAACAGUAAAAACUUCUACAAAUUCUGUACCAAUGACCAACCCACCUAGGUUGAUUGAGCAGAAUAACAAUGUUCCAAGACGUAUAAACAACGGUAAAUCAGUACAACAAAUCAAUGACGAAAACAGUUUAAACCAAGUCAUGCAAGCACAGUCAGCACCGGUCCGGAGAAACAAGAAAUCAGCAGAUCUGGUGCAAUCGGAACCAGGUCAGAAAGGUCAACCACAACUUCAGAAUCAAUAUCAUGUACAAGGUUUAGUAUCUAACCGUCCGGUUACCGGCCCUACCAAUCCUAUAAUACAGCAGAAUGGUAGAAACAGUCCAGGUAAAGGUCAGAUAAGACAGCCACCAGCUGGUCAGGCACAGAAUGGUGAUGUUAGAACACCGAACAUGGAGAGAAAACAAGAUCUUGCUAAAAAGACCGAGGAGUCGCCACCCUCCGAUCAGGGGAAGAAUUCCAGUGGGAAAACGAAGAGAGUGAAGAGGAAAAACAAAGGUGGAGGAGAUAUCAACUUUAUUGGUAAGACUUGAAAAUACUAGGAG
This is a messenger RNA of Ruditapes philippinarum (Manila clam), 5144 nucleotides long. RefSeq names its product protein FAM193A-like. The transcript has 22 exons. The record is from RefSeq and is a predicted model, not a curated record. The coding region runs from base 150 to 5132 and encodes 1660 amino acids. NCBI's taxonomy places the organism in Eukaryota, Metazoa, Mollusca, Bivalvia, Venerida, Veneridae.